Messenger RNA from Pungitius pungitius (ninespine stickleback), 456 nucleotides. RefSeq names its product urotensin-2-like. Gene Ontology annotation, molecular function: hormone activity. The transcript is spliced from 4 exons. Gene Ontology annotation, cellular component: extracellular region. The record is from RefSeq and is a predicted model, not a curated record. NCBI's taxonomy places the organism in Eukaryota, Metazoa, Chordata, Actinopteri, Perciformes, Gasterosteidae. Gene Ontology annotation, biological process: blood vessel diameter maintenance; regulation of blood pressure. The coding region runs from base 1 to 387 and encodes 128 amino acids.
AUGAAGGGUGACCAUCUCGUGUCCUGGGCCUUUCUGCUGGUGGCCUCUGGCCCACUGCUGGCCCACCCCGUCACAGAAUCCGAGGAGAUGCCCUACCCAGGACCCGUGUCAGCCGAGGACGGAGGAGUCGGCGCUCUGGAUGAUCUGUCUCUCGCCGAGCAAAACUUCCCCUCCCGGGAUGCUGCUGGUCUCAGAUAUUCCCCUCUGAUAUCUGGGGAGUAUAACAAAGAUGGCGUUAGAACGGGCCUGCUGCCCAGGGGGAUGAAACGAGAGGUCCUACUGGAGAAACAAAGCCUCCUAAAUCCUUUCAGCCGCCUGUUUGGCAUCCGGAAGCAGUUCAGGAAGAGAGCAGGGAAUUCGGAGUGUUUCUGGAAGUACUGCGUCUAAAAAGUACACACAGACACAAAGUCAGUCACCGUGCAGGUAGCGCUGUGUCUGCACAUGUGUAUGUAACCA